AUGCCCACAGCAACACAACCCCCCGGCGUCACUUCGCCAUCUCAGACCGAACAAGAGCAGCGCAACAUCGAUCUGUGUAAAGAGUACAUGCGCAUAGCCUACUCUCCCACCGAUAACAAGGGCGCAUCUUCAGUCCAGCACCUCUGCCACCCAGACAGCUGGUUCUGGGCCCCCGCCACCUUUCCCGGCUGCGAAACGCCCAUGGACUAUGCAGAAUCUCACUCAAUCGUCAUGGCCAGCGUAGCGGAUCUCAGCAUCAUUCGUUUUGAUCAAGCCUGGGCUAAGGAUGGCCACGUUCUGCUGAGGUAUACCGCGCAAGGGAGUCAUUGCGGAGAGCCUUACAAGGGCAUUGAAAAGACGGGCAAACAUGCACAGUGGUGCGCUACGGCGAUAUUUGAAGUUGAGGAUGGUAAGAUCAGAAGUUUUACAAAGGACUGGGAUCAGAAGACUAUGCAGAUCCACCUUGGAUGGGCACCUGUGCAGGAGAGUGAGGAUCCGAGAUGGAAUGUCAAGGCAUUGGGAAACCCAGAGGAAGCACGAAAGCAAAAGGAUUGA
Fusarium sp. VM40 is the source of this 555-nucleotide messenger RNA. The record is from the annotation of a GenBank genome assembly. NCBI's taxonomy places the organism in Eukaryota, Fungi, Ascomycota, Sordariomycetes, Hypocreales, Nectriaceae.